Messenger RNA from Abrus precatorius (Indian licorice), 1026 nucleotides. RefSeq names its product transcription factor MYB53-like. The record is from RefSeq and is a predicted model, not a curated record. The transcript has 2 exons. NCBI's taxonomy places the organism in Eukaryota, Viridiplantae, Streptophyta, Magnoliopsida, Fabales, Fabaceae. Bases 1 to 1026 code for a protein of 341 amino acids.
AUGAUGGGGAGAACACCAUGCAGUGAUGAAAGUGGUUUGAAGAAGGGACCAUGGACUCCAGAGGAGGAUAGAAUUUUGGUGGAUUACAUUCAGAAACACGGCCAUGGGAGUUGGAGAGCACUUCCAAAGCUUGCAGGAUUGAAUAGGUGUGGGAAGAGUUGCAGGCUAAGGUGGACUAACUAUUUGAGGCCUGAUAUCAAAAGAGGAAAAUUCUCUGAGGAAGAACAGCAACUAAUCAUCAAUUUACAUGCAGUUCUUGGGAAUAAGUGGUCAGCUAUAGCAGGUCAUCUGCCAGGUAGGACUGAUAAUGAAAUUAAGAAUUUGUGGAACACUCAUUUAAAGAAAAAGCUUUUGCAAAUGGGAUUAGAUCCAGUGACUCAUCGUCCAAGACAAGAUCACCUUAGUCUUAUAUCCAAUCUCCAACAGUUGCUGGCUGCUACAAACAUUGUGAGUAAUUUCACAAACACUUGGGAUAUUAAUGCUCUAAAGCUGCAAUCAGAUGCCACACAACUAGCCAAACUCCAAUUGCUGCAAAACAUACUUCAAGUACUUGGUGCUAAUCCUACCUCAAACUUGGAGCUUCUCAAUCCAUUUGGAUCAUCAUCCUCACUGCCAGAAGGUUUUCUGUAUGAAGUUUUAGGAUUGAAUAACUCUAAGCUCCAAAACCUUUAUAAUAGUUCAACUGGUUUUCCUUCUCAAAAUCAGCCAAAUUUCCAAAGCUUUGAAGCCCCUCAUCAGCAGCAAGCUCUAUCCAUUGGGUAUCACCACAUGAAUGGAUGCAGUGAUAGUAAUUGCAUGAAAUUUCAAAAGGUUGAUGAACAACUUGAUGCCCCAAAUUCUUCCUCAACACCGUUGAAUUCUCUUCCAAAUCUUGUUUCAGCCUCACCUGAACGUUCCACUCUCAAGCAAAUGGAAAACAACGUAAACCCAAAUGAGUGUUCUUCCACUUCAACCACCUUUGAAAUGUGGGGAGAUUUCAUGUAUGAGGAAGUAAGCGAUGCUUAUUGGAAAGAUCUCAUAGAGUAA